ACACACACACACACACACAGUUUGAAAGGUAUGAACGGCGAGGUUCUAGUAAAUGGGAAAGUUCGAGUAGCUCACAGUGAAAAAUGGAAAAGAACGUCGUGUUAUAUACAACAGGAUUGCUUAGUAAGAGGAAGAAUAACAGUUGGAGAAGCUAUGACCAUAACAGCUCACUUGAAGUUGGGCAAUAACAUAAGUUCGGCUUACAAACAUACACAGGUAUUGAAUCUUUUGGAAAUAUUGGGUCUGAGUUAUUGUUACGACACUCUAUGUGGAAGGUUAUCCGGUGGUCAAAAGAAACGAUUGGAUAUUGCAUUAGAGUUACUCAGCAAUCCGUCAAUAAUAUUUCUUGAUGAACCAACUACCGGUUUAGAUUCAAUGUCCUGUAGCCAAUGCAUAGCAUUGUUGAAAAGAUUGGCAAGAACGGAAAAACGUACGAUAAUUUGUACGAUACAUCAACCGAGUGCAUUAAUUUUCGAAAUGUUCGAUGCACUUUACGCUUUGGCAAAUGGUCAUUGUAUAUACAAGGGCCCAAUUCAUUCCCUGUUACCACAUUUGACAUCAAUCGGUAUCAAUUGUCCAGCUUAUCACAAUCCAGCAGAUUUUUUAAUCGAAGUUGCAAUCGGUGAUUAUGGUAUAUCGGUUGAUAAAUUAACAGCUGCUGUUGAAAGUAGAUGGGACAAGGGAACAACCACGCAGAUUGCACCUAAAAUAAUCAAAGAUACUUCCAAAGAUGAUAUCAUUAUGGAGCAAACACCUGCUACGAGUUUUUUAACACAAUGUUAUCUUCUUUAUAAAAGACAAUUAAUAAGCUUGAAAAGAGAUUACACGCUUUUGAUGAUACGGUUACUUUGUCAUUUGCUCAUUGGUGUUAUAUUUGGAUACCUUUAUAUGGGAAGUGGUUAUCGCGCUAAUGGUGUUCUUGCUAAUUACGUUUACUUGUACGGUUCCUUACUUUUAAUCGUUUAUACUGGAAAAAUGGCGGUUACUCUUGCCUUCCCCCUGGAAAUGAAAAUUCUUUCUAGGGAACAUUUCAAUCAGUGGUACAAACUGGCACCCUAUUACAUCAGUAUGCUACUCAUUGAAAUACCAUUCCAAGCUGCCUGUGCUGGAACUUAUCUGACUAUAAGUUAUUGGUUAACAGGACAACCCAUAGAAACUUAUCGUAUUAUAUUUUUUAUGGUAGUCAGCAUAUCUGCGACAUUGACAGCACAAGCAUGGGGAUUUUUCAUUGGCGCGACUACGCCAGUUAAGAUUGCUGUCUUCGUAGGGCCCAUUCUCGCAGUACUAUUUUCCGUUUUUGGAUUUUGCGUUACGUACAUGGAUACCCCUCAUGUAUUUCGUUGGAUAUUUCACAUAUCCUACUUUCGUGCCAGUUUUCAUAGUCUCAUUUAUACAGUUUACGGAUUCGACAGAAUGGAUUUAGUUUGCGAUGAUUUUUAUUGUCAUUAUAAGAAACCAAUGAAAUUUUUAAAAGAAUUGGAAAUCAACGAUACAAAUGUGAUCAAUAAUUUGAUAUUGAUCAUUGGCAUCGGUAUACUUAUGCACUUGCUCACAGCUAGCGCGCUUUGGUGCAAACUUAAUAGAAGAUAGGACUCAACGUUGUACAUUACCAAGAAAUAUUUCAGUAUUGUUAUUGAGUACUAUUUAAAAAUCGGCGAAUUUCGUAUCUUUAUAUUGCCUUUAGCCGCUUGCUAAAAAAAAGAAAAAACAAAUUUGUUAGAAUUUAAUAUUAAACAUGCGUAUACUACAAGUAUACUUGUUAAUUUAUACUUACUUGUUAUAAACUGUAUUUAUUCAUUCGCAAUGCAAUGUAUACGCAUUAUGUUUGUUUUUUUUUUUGUUACGAUAACGCCAAACUCGGAUAUCUAAUACUGCGUUGAAAAUAUAUCUAAAUUAAUGUCACAUGCAUUUAAAACGUUAGGCACUUUUAUCAUUUCUUUUUUUUUUUUUUUCUUUCUCAUUGUCAUCGUUCAAUUUCUAUUUUCUACAAAUAACAUUCUUACAUUUAUUACAAAGGAAUUAAUUAUUUCUAUCUUUUAUAUAUAUUUAUUAUUUUAUCGAUCAAAUUAUAUAUUCGCGCGUGUAUAAUUUAUUGUAAUUUAUCUUUUUAAAAAAAAAGAAAAAAAAAUCUACUGAAAAAAAAAAAACAAAAAGAAAAACUAUCAAAAUUCUUUUCAAUCGUAUUUCUUCUUUUUUUUGAUAUUUUUUGUUGUUGUUGUUGUUCCGCGACGCACAGAAAUAUCUUCGAUUGAAAAAUCACGAAAAACAACGGAUACGCAUUUACAAUUUACUCAUACGUACAUAAAAUAAUAAACAUUAUCGUAUUAUUAUUGUGAUCACAUAUUAUUAUUAUUAUAUUAUCGUAAAUGAAAAAUAAUUUUCUCUUUUUUUGAUAUGAUUUACGGGUCUCAUCGUAUCAAAAUAAUCCCUUGAUUUUCGAUAUAACUUCGUUGUAUCUUUGUAAAUAAAAUGAAAAACCAAAAAAAAAGAUUGAAGAUGAUAAUGAUGUACAUAAUAAUAAUACUACCUGCGCAUAUUAUUUUAAUAUUUACUUGUAAAUAAGAUUUUUAAAGUACAUACAUAUAGAUUAAACAAAAUUAUAUGACGGAA
Polistes canadensis is the source of this 2610-nucleotide messenger RNA. Its product is annotated as ATP-binding cassette sub-family G member 4. Gene Ontology annotation, cellular component: plasma membrane. Gene Ontology annotation, molecular function: ATP binding; ABC-type transporter activity; ATP hydrolysis activity. The annotation marks the transcript as partial. NCBI's taxonomy places the organism in Eukaryota, Metazoa, Arthropoda, Insecta, Hymenoptera, Vespidae. The transcript is spliced from 7 exons. The record is from RefSeq and is a predicted model, not a curated record.